AUGGAAGUCGCGACUGCGACACACACCAACACGGAAGGGGCCCCGCACCCGCCUGAGGAAGGAACCACCACAGGCCAGAGUCGCAUCGCCCACACUCUUACAGCUUGUUGUCGUUGCCGGACGCGCAAGACAAGAUGUGACCCCGGACUCCCUCGAUGCGGGCCAUGCGAGCGUACCAAUUCCCACUGCGAAUACUACGACCCCACCAAGGGACGCAAGAUACCCCGGAAUUACGUUGUGCACCUGCAGCAAAAGGUGCGCGAUCUCGAGAAGCAGCUGGCUGAUCUCGAACGGGACGAUGUCGAGCCAGACCCUGAAGAUGUGAUGCGUGGGGCGGCUACAGUGCGUGUCCAGGAUUCCGACGAGUCCAAAUUCCUGGGGCCUUCAAGUGGAAUCACCAUCACCCGUCUCGUGAUGCAGCUGGCAAAGCAGUUUACCGAGUCGAAGAGCAUUUCUGAGAUUGUGCCACAUUCCGAAGCAAAGAAUAUCAAGGACACCUUCGCCCAGGAAGACCAGCGACCUACCUCCAAGAUCUACCCCAUGGUCAGCGACGUUGCUGCUGAAGAGCUUCCCAACAGAGAUCUUACCAAUUUACUGGUCGAACUGUUUUACUGCAAAGGCGCGUUAGGCUUGCACCCUAUGUACCCCAUCUUCCAUGAGCCAACUUUCACCAAAGACGUCGAUGAAGUUUACAAUGGCUCCACAGACCCUUACCAGAAUUACUGUCUGCGCAUGGUCAUUGCUAUCAGCCUGCAGAAGAUGGAUACACAGUACGCAGGUCUCGCCGACAGUUACUAUCUCGCAGCCUUGAAAUACUUCGAAGCCGCCAUCAAGCCGAUGAAUCUCAAGACCCUGCAGUGUUUCGGUCUCGUCGCAGGCUACUCACUCCUGACGCCAACGAGGACAGCCGUCUACUACAUUAUCGGCCUUGGUGUACGACUGUGUCAAGCCCUCGGCCUACACGAGGAGAAGACAAUCAGCAUGGGCCCUGGUGGACGUUCUGCAGACCCCCUCGAGAUCGAUAUGCGUCGCCGCUUGUUCUGGAGUAUACUUACUAUGGAUUACGGCUUGUCGCAUAGCCUCGGAAGACCCGCCCACUUCGCGACACGACGGGAACACAUCGAUGUCAACUUCGGCGAGCUUGUCGACGAUGUCUACAUUACUAGGGAUGGCAUCAAGCCUGCACCUCAAGCAUCGCUUAAGAAAUGGAUUGGCAUACACUUCUACAAAAUGCGCUUGCUGCAACUCGAGAUACGCAAGAUGCUAUACCAGAGGAAGAAGCCUGAACCCAAGGAUGAUCAACACCCCUGGUUCGCUCAGAUGCAGUCCAAGAUCGAGGCGUGGCGCGACACAAGUCCUGAAAUGGACGGCGGAUCGGGGCUUAACAAGGUCUGGUUCAUCGGUCGAUACAACACUAUGGUCGUAUUCAUGUACCGUCCGUCUCCACAAGUACCUCGCCCAUCUCUGGACGCCGCCAUCCGCUGUUACGAUGCGUGCCAAUACAACAUCUACAUGACUAUGAAGCAGAUUGAGACUAAGAGCGUCGACGUCACAUGGAUCUUUACGCAAGCCAUCUUCAUGUGUAUCAACACCAUGCUCUGGACUCUGUCGUACUCGGAGGUGCGACGACGUCAUAGCCGCGAAGAAGUAGAAGGCCAUCUGAAAGUGGCGAUGGAGUCGAUUAGGCAGGCCUCAGAACGAUGGCCUGGAGUACAGUCUGCUAUCGGCCUUUACUAUAACCUGAUCUCUGCUUGCAUGAAGAUCUUCGACAAGGAUGGCGAUGUUCCCAUUUCGGCCAGUUCUCCAUCCGAUACUGCGUCCGUCGGUACUGGCAAUAUUGUAGAUGGCAUCAAUCGAUCAAGAACUACAAGCCCAGCAACGGCGUCUACUGCAUCGGUGCGCACGCCUUCGGAAAAGGCACCAGGACCUUUUGGCUACCUACCUGAACACAAUCAGCAACUCUUUAACUUUGGAAACGGCCUGUCGAACCCACCUAAUCCAUUCUCAAGUGCGCCGAGCUCGCAACAGGCUGGAUUGCAGACGUCACCUCAACAACCCCCACCAUUGAUAUACAAUGAGCUAAGCCCAAAGACGUCGAUGGAUACCAGCAUUCCGUCAUACAGUUAUGCUCCUACAACCCAAUUCGCGCCCCUACCCACAACAUUUGCGGAGCUACCUCAAUGGAACCCGACAUUCACGAUGCCACCCCAAGACAACUACAACAUGACGAAUAUGCAAAUGGCUUCAUCGCCAUUCUACAAUGAAGCUUACGCGGCAAAUCAAGGCUACGAAAUGGCCGACUAUCUCAACCCGGCAUGGAGUCAGGAUGCUAGAGGAACCGGGCUGAACCAGCAACAACAAAUGGAGUUGAUGCAUGAUUUCGAGAUGAACGAGGCGAAGAAGAUCGAGAUGAUGAUUGAACAGAGUCACCAACUCUUCCGUCCACCACAACUACAGCAAACAUACUGA
This is a messenger RNA of Alternaria atra, 2469 nucleotides long. RefSeq lists its product as uncharacterized. The record is from RefSeq and is a predicted model, not a curated record. Gene Ontology annotation, molecular function: zinc ion binding; sequence-specific DNA binding; DNA-binding transcription factor activity, RNA polymerase II-specific. Bases 1 to 2469 code for a protein of 822 amino acids. NCBI's taxonomy places the organism in Eukaryota, Fungi, Ascomycota, Dothideomycetes, Pleosporales, Pleosporaceae. The transcript has 4 exons. Gene Ontology annotation, biological process: positive regulation of transcription by RNA polymerase II; DNA-templated transcription.